CACUUCCUGUCCGUUCAGGCGGUACGUUCAUCUUCCGUUUUGCCUGAGCGACGAAGAACUCAUUUUGUCCAAGUAAAAUACUCUUUUUUAUUUUUAUUCUUGAGCUGAUAUCGUCGACUGGGCAGACAUGUCUAGUCGCGAAGCCCUCAACAUGAAGCUCCCACCGAUCCAGUCCACGGCCGGAGCCGUGCCGGUCCGGAACGAGAAAGGUGAGCUCUCCAUGGAGAAGGUGAAGGUGAAGAGGUAUGUGUCAGGUAAACGUCCUGACUAUGCCCCAAUGGAGUCGUCAGAUGAGGAAGAAGAAGACUUCCAGUUUGUGAAGAAGGGAAAGGAAAUGGAGCCAGAGAUGGAGCUGGAGGAAGAAGACGUCUCUGACCCACGUCUCAAGCGUUUGCUCAACCGUGUCUCUGAAGACGUGGAGGAGAGGCUUGCGAGACAUAGACAGAUCGCAGAGCCUGAAGUUGUUCCUGAGAGUAGCGAGGACUCUGAUGAAGGCACGUGGCACCCAGAGCGGGAGGAGAGCAGUGAGGAGGAAGAGGAGGAGGAAGAAGAAGUGGAUGAUGAGGAAAUUGAGAGGAGACGAGCAAUGAUGCGGCAGCGAGCCAUGGAACGAAAGAACGAAGAGAUGGAGGUCAUGGAGGUGGAGGAGGAGGGGAAGUCAGGGGAGGAGUCUGAGUCUGAGUCUGAAUAUGAAGAAUACACAGACAGUGAGGAUGAAGCAGAGCCGCGACUCAAACCUGUCUUCAUACGCAAAAAGGACAGAGUCACAGUGGCGGAGCGAGAGGCAGAGGAGCAGAGACAAAAGGAGCUGGAAGCCGAGGCCAAGAAGCAGGCAGAGGAGCGUCGGCGCUACACCCUUAAGAUUGUGGAGGAGGAGGCGAAGAAGGAGUUUGAGGAGAACCGGCGCACGCUGGCUGCUCUGGAUGCCCUGGACACUGAUGGAGAGAAUGAGGAGGAAGAAUACGAAGCCUGGAAAGUCAGAGAGCUGAAACGCAUCAAGAGGGACAGAGAGGCCAGAGAAGUCAUGGAGAAGGAGAAGACUGAAAUCGAGAGAUUCCACAGCUUGACAGAGGAGGAGCGCAGGGCUGAGCUCCGCAACAGCGGCAAAGUCGUCACCAACAAAGCCACCAAAGGCAAAUACAAGUUCCUCCAGAAAUACUACCACAGAGGCGCUUUCUUCAUGGAUGAGGAGGAGGACGUGUACAAGAGGGAUUUCAGCGCGCCAACUCUGGAGGAUCACUUCAACAAAACCAUCUUACCCAAAGUCAUGCAGGUCAAAAACUUUGGGCGUUCUGGACGCACCAAGUACACACAUCUUGUGGACCAGGACACCACAUCGUUCGACUCAGCCUGGGCCCAGGAGAGCGCCCAGAACAGCAAGUUCUUCAAGCAGAAGGCAGCAGGCGUGAGAGAUGUGUUCGACCGGCCCACAGUGAAGAAGAGGAAGACCUAAGUCUUCAUCAGACCGACACUGCAGCUUCAGAGACUGUUCAGCGACUGAGCUGCAUCCUGCUGAGUUUAAGGAUGCUGCGUCUUCCCUGGACUUUAUGUUGUGGAGGGAAGGCAGCAAAUAGGCUGAUUCCACCACUCUGAAAUGUAUCUACCAGGAAGGUGCACCAACAUUUAACCAUGUUUUUCUUACCCAUCAGUCAUUUACACCGAAAAACAUGGGGCAAAGGCCGAAAAUAAUCCUGAAACCAGUUACGUUCAAAACAUCCUAAAGAUUUAGAGCCACAUCUCAGAUAUCUUCUUCAGUUUUAAAGCAAAGUCAUUUUGUAAAUAGGCAGAUGUUUGUACUCACUUUCUAUGUUCUUCCACUAUUAUGUGAAAGUACAGGUGGUGUAACUUGUUGAUUUGUUUGCGAAUAAAAUUUGUAUUUUCAUCAUUUUAAAAA
This is a messenger RNA of Lates calcarifer (barramundi perch), 1894 nucleotides long. RefSeq names its product microfibril associated protein 1 (gene mfap1). The record is from RefSeq and is a predicted model, not a curated record. The coding region runs from base 128 to 1453 and encodes 441 amino acids. Gene Ontology annotation, molecular function: RNA binding. Gene Ontology annotation, biological process: mRNA splicing, via spliceosome. NCBI's taxonomy places the organism in Eukaryota, Metazoa, Chordata, Actinopteri, Centropomidae. Gene Ontology annotation, cellular component: U2-type spliceosomal complex. The transcript is spliced from 8 exons.